UGUAAGAAAGCCUAUGAAUUCAGUAAUGUUCCUUUUAAAAUUUGCCACAAACCAACUCGAGAGAAGUCGCCGGUGGGAAAAAUUCAACCUGCACUUUACCAAACCGAAGAUGUGACAUGUACCAACAGCAGAGAGACACUAGGGACACCUUGCGGAAAACUACUUUUUACUUUGAAAUACGACCGAGAUGUAGAAGGUCUUAUCGUCAGAGUAAGUCGAGUUAAUAGUCUCACAAAGUUUAGUACUGUGUUCUAUAGUAAUCAUCCGAUACCAAAUUUGGUGCACCAAAGGACAAAAGAAAAACGAGUCUCGUACAGAGAAGUGUUGUUUCUGAAGGUGCCUCUCACACAGAACAGUAAUGUUUCUCCAGAGGACUCUCACACAGAACAGUAUUGUUCAUCAGGUGACUCUCACACAGAACAGUAUUGUUUCUCCAGAGGACUCUCACACAGAACAGAAAUGAAGGAUCUGGGAGAAAUUAUGUUGGCCUUGUGUUACUUACCAACAGCAGGAAGGCUUACAGUCACUGUCGUCAAAGCUCAGACUCUCAAGCCCGUGGAUAUAACUGGAACAUCAGAUCCAUACGUUAAAGUGUGCCUGAUGUGCCAGGGAAAGAGGAUGAAAAAGAAAAAAACGUCAGUCAAGAAAGACACGUUAAAUCCAGUUUAUAAUGAGGCUUUAGUCUUUGAUGUUCCUGCAGAAAAUAUUGAAGAUGUCAACUUGCUCGUGAAAGUUUUGGAUUAUGACAGGGUUGGAAUCAGUGAGAUAAUGGGCUGUUGUGGACUCGGAAGCGGGUGUGUUGGGCUCGGGCGAGAUCACUGGCUGGAAAUGAUAGACAAUCCUCGAAAGCCCGUGGCUCAGUGGCACCCUCUGACGGAGAAUGUGCAAGAUUACCAAGAGUUAACGCAACCGUCGACUGUCAAGUGCAUCAACAUAGGAUAAAGGAAGUUACGACUGAGUUUCUAAAGUUUUUAUUAAGGACUCUAUAUGACUUAGAUGGUGCUAAAAAUAUCACAUUGAUUGGAUAGAAAGAUAAGGUUAGUGUGAGCUGUAUGUCUGUAUGUUCUUCUCAAAUAAUCCUGUUCGAAUCCCCGUCACACCAAACAUGCUCGCC
Limulus polyphemus (Atlantic horseshoe crab) is the source of this 1114-nucleotide messenger RNA. RefSeq names its product synaptotagmin-6-like. Gene Ontology annotation, cellular component: membrane. The transcript has 6 exons. The record is from RefSeq and is a predicted model, not a curated record. The annotation marks the transcript as partial. Gene Ontology annotation, biological process: cellular response to calcium ion; calcium-ion regulated exocytosis; regulation of calcium ion-dependent exocytosis. NCBI's taxonomy places the organism in Eukaryota, Metazoa, Arthropoda, Merostomata, Xiphosura, Limulidae. Gene Ontology annotation, molecular function: calcium-dependent phospholipid binding; calcium ion binding; phosphatidylserine binding.